Messenger RNA from Lytechinus variegatus (green sea urchin), 7880 nucleotides. RefSeq lists its product as uncharacterized. The coding region runs from base 1439 to 4963 and encodes 1174 amino acids. Lineage: Eukaryota; Metazoa; Echinodermata; Echinoidea; Temnopleuroida; Toxopneustidae. The transcript has 12 exons. The record is from RefSeq and is a predicted model, not a curated record.
GGCUGUUUCACUAUCCCAUCCGACUCCAAUUUUCCCUACGAAGCCUAUUUAUAUAAACAUUCAAAGCUUUUAUUCCACGAAAAUCAUGAACCAGUCUUGAGUUAGUUUUUUUUUUCAUUUCGAUUUUUAAAUAAAUCCCACAGAGUCGGAUCGGACAAUGAUAAUUGAUCGUGUCACAACAGUUGUCACUCAUUCAUCUUAUUCCUUGAAUCCAUUAAUGAUAUGCAAAUGAUCAAAAGAAACCUUCUUUGGUAUUAAAAAAAGAAAAUGCCGUCAUUCUUCCCAAGAUCACGAAUUGUGUGUACUGACAAUAGCCCAACUCAUGAAAGAAAACGCACGUGUUCGGUUUGUUUACACCGCGACGUCACAGCUGACAUUGCGCAAUACCCGCUGUCAAUGAAAUUCCAUUGCCCAAGCCCGCUGUUCGAUGAGCGCUCACCGCACGUUAAUUGAUGUAACUUCACAGAUUAUGUCUUCAUCUCACAUGUAUGUUACCCGGCCCAGGGUAAUUAAUGGAUUCUAUGCACAGAUCAAACGAUAUCGCUUUUACAACAGAUUACAGUAUAAAUUUGCGAGGGACAUAAGAUAUCGACAAAUGCAAAACUUGUUUUGUUUUGAUCAAAUCAUUUCACUUCGUAAAAUUACAAAAUUCCACGUUGCAUGAACUGCGCAGUAUACGGCAGUUACCAUCAAUUCAACUAGCAACCGAACUUUUAAUAGCGACCACUAUAAUCAUGCAAGUCAUUUAUUCUGGGCGCGAUGACUGUGGAGAGUGCCUCCCCCCCCCCCCCAUCCAACCGAACGAGUAGGCCGGUUCAGCUAUAGUUAUAGGCCACAAAGGCAGUUUUUUAAAGAUGACGUAUUCAAAACUAGAAAGGCAUUUUAGGGAUUAGACCUCGUGGCUGCAUGAAAACCAAAGCGGAUUCUCGCACCCCUCCCCCCCCCCAUUUCACGCCACACCCCUCUCGUUCUCUCUUAACAUACAUAAACAGAUAAAAGGAAAUAAUUAUCACUUGAUUCUGGUAUGGUAUGAGGUUGCACAUACCUUCAGUGUACUUUCAAUUAGAUUACUACUGAAACUGAGAGCUUUAGUAGGCGAAUCUGAUUAAAUAUACGUCAUCCUUUCAUCUCAUAAAUAUUCAACUGCGACGAUGAGAGUAAGAGCAUUAUUAUCGUGACGUCACAAUUUAGCGACCAUCCCCAUGAAGACAUAUUAAUAGCUGAUUGACAUGGGGGAUUUCCCUAAAAAGUUGAUAUAUAUGAGUGAGCUACCAGCGAAGCUCAGUAAACGCCUUGUCGGCUCUCUGUGCGGACGCUUCGACAUUUUAGCUCUCAAAUUUUAUAUGACUUUCACUCUUUUCAAAAUAUUACGAGGAAUAUUGUACUGAACUUCAAGAUUCUAUUCCACAACUCUGCAGUCUCAGUGAAUGAUUUCACGAUGCGAUUGACUCUACAAAAAUUGAUAUAUGGGUGGCUGGUGGUGUGUGCAUAUUUAUCAGUUAAACCAGUUACUGCCAAUUACUCUGCCCAAUGUGGGAAAUUUACAUACAUGCCCACACUUCAGACAUGUUGUGGGGGUCGUGUGCAUAGCACUCCUGUGGCACUUGGUAUGGAAUUCAGAUGCUGUGGAGAUGAUCUCUACCCUAUGGACAACUCCUGGCAAUGUUGCGGCAACAAAAAGAUGGAGUUGAGGGAAGAUGCAGUCUGUUGCAACAAUGAAAUCAUCAACUCCACCACCCAUGAGUGCUGCGGUGAUCGGCGCACAUCUCAACUCCAACAUCCAAAACAACAAGGACAUGAAUGUUGCGGCACAUCGUACUAUGAGAAAGAAAGGCAAACAUGCUGUAGUCAAGAUAGCUAUUCUCCCCACGUCGCUGACGGAGUCGGCUCGUGCUGUGGGUCGCAUACCUACGAUGCCUCCUCCGAGAUCUGCUGCCCUCUACCAACAGGGGGCAUGGAAUCCCAUGUUGUUGGAGAGUAUGGUGUGCUGCUUCGAGAGACUGAGUGUUGCGGGGCUGGCUGGAUUAAUAAGACCACCCAUAUAUGUUGCCAGGGUGAAGCGCAUCCACGAGGUUAUGGCCCUGCAAGUUGCCAUGGCAACCAACCGUAUGACCCGACCAGGCAAGUGGAAUGUGGGGGCAGCCUGCACGACAUCCAAGAUGGAAAGACGGAAUGUUGCCGUGGGAAUCUCAUCAACCCAAACGAUGAGCCUUGCUGUAAUGAUCCGGCUCUCCUGCAGAAAUCUCCAUUCUCUUGCUGUGGAUAUAGUUAUGGAAGAGAGAUCUACGACCCUACCCGGUCGUCGUGCGUCAGAGGCAUUAGAACAGAGUACCCCGAGGUGAAAGGUCAAUACAACCUAUGGGGACUGUGUGAUGGGUCAAGGUAUGCCAGCACACUCCACAUCUGCUGUGGUGGGCACCUGUCAUCCAAAUUUGAGGAUUCGCGCUGCUGUGGUUCAAAAUCUUACAGAUACAAAGAGCAAUUCUGUAUUGAUGGAAGCAUCGUUGUGGAUAAAAUAACCUCCAAUGCAGAAAUCUGUACCACUUCUGGCCGGGAGAUGGAUCUACAGUAUGAUCCAGAGACCCAGACCUGUUGCAGGGAAUCGUGGGAGUUCCAGUAUUGGAGGGUCUUCAACAGUACAGAGGGGGAGUGCUGCUUACUCUCGCAGACCGAGGUUGUAUUCACUGAUCCGAUGUCAGAAACGUGCUGCAAAGCCGGAGAACAUCAGAAGGUACAUCCAGUCCCACGCGGUGAGGGAGAAUGCUGCGGACCGGAAAUGAUUGUCCAAGGAAAGCAACUUUGCGACGACGCAAUGCAAGAAGUGGUUGACAUCCCUGAAAACAGAACCCACGAUAAAGUCUGCGUCCCAUUAGAUCGGGAGCAUAAUAACAUACGCCAGACUUAUGACAGCAACAGGGAGUUUUGUUCCGAUGAUGGUGAGAUCAUUCCCAGAGCUGAAGGCAAGGACCUCUGUGGGGGGCAGAUCUAUGACACCGACACCCACGGCUGCUGCGGAUCACGUAUCUAUAGACUCGUCACUCAGCAGUGUUGUGAGUCCAGUGUUCAGCCUAGGGUAAAUGAUGAAGGGCUCCCUCUAGAAUGCUGCGGACUACAGGCCUACCAUUCCGUCACAUCCACCUGUUUCUAUGGAAGCGUAAUUGAUGGCAUCCCCCACAUCAAUGCAAGAUUGUGUGGAUCAGAGUUGUACGAUAACAGCCGAUACGACUGCGUUAACGGCGGAGAGCUUGUACCACAAGAAGCUGGCCCUCACAUCAGACUAUGUGGAAGGACGAGAGAGGUCUAUGAUAAGAGAGAUCAGGAAUGCUGUGGAGAACAUCUUAUUGGUCGGGGACAAACCUGUUGCCAUGGAAACCAAUAUCAAACACCAGGGACAUCAUUGAGAGAAGGCCAGUGCUGUGGAGCAAUUGGUUUUAAUCCCUCGACUCACAGUUGCUGCAUGGGCUCCCUCACCCCUACCAGUGGAAUGGAAGAUCCCGCUUGCUGCCUGGAUCGGGCAUACGACCGAUCCGAACUGAACAUCACAUGCUGUGGUGGGAAGCUUAGUAGGAAGGCGGAGGAGGAGACGGAAUGCUCGAUGGCCGAUGGAGUGGUUCACAGACUGGACGAGAUUGUGUGUAAUGGUGUUAGACACCCAGCUGGACAGGGACAGUGCUGCGGAUCCGACCUCUACGACCCGACAACGGAACUGUGCUGUGAUGGGUUCAGAUAUGAAGCAGAAGAGAACAGCGUUUGCUGUGGGAAUAAGCCAUACCAGACUAAUGGGAGUCACUUAUGCUGUAACGGAACCCUCCGCACACAGGCAGAAGGGAAGGAGUGUUGUAACCGUGCUGCCUUCUACCCUUCCUCUCACCAGUGCUUCUCAACAGGAGGACAGGAUAUCAUCAUCCAGCUCCUGGAUGACCAUACAUCAUCUGCUACAGAUGCAUUCUGCAUCGAGGGGUCCUACGACCCGACCAACCAGACCUGCUGUGACGGCCUCCUCUACAAUGGCCUCAGGGAGUGCUGCGGCAACCGAGUGAUCGAAGCGCCCUCUGACGAAAUCUGUUGCAACGGUGCCAUCCAGCGGAAGAUAUACGGUGAGGAAUCCCAGUGCUGCCCAUCGGGUCAGAUCAUGCAUCAGUCGCUAAGGUGCAACCCGUACCAUUCUGAAUUUGGUCAUCAGCUUUGUAAUGAUACCGAGUUCUUCCCGCUAACCCAGGGAUGCUGUGCGGGCAGGGUCUAUUCUCUGAGCGAUGCCCAGUGUAGAGAUGACAAGGUCUUCUUACUGUGUGGUGAAGACUUCUACUCUCCAGAUGAACAGACUUGCUGUAAUGGUUCCCUGACUGAUAUCCCCAAUGGACAAUGCUGUCAGAAUACUGCCUUUGACCCGACAUCCAAGAUCUGUUGCCAAGGGUAUGUGCGUCGCAUCCGCAGAGGUAGAAACCAGUGCUGUGGUGCAUUAGCGUUUGACAUCAACAAAGAGAUGUGCUGCGCAUCGGGACCUACCAGAAAACCCCGUACAGAACGAAGAUUUCAGAAGAUGGACAACGGUAACUGCUGUAAGCGAGGUCUUCAACCAAACUUUACAACGGGAUACUGUGAUGCCAUUCCAUUGGUGUGUAUGGGUCUUGAACGUGGAGGUUUGUGGAAGGAAGCAUCUGACGAUUGCGGCAAGGAUUUCACCUUCAGUUUCAUCGCCCGGCAUAUCGACACCAACGACACCCACACCGCCAUCCAGCUCGACGUCGUCCACCAUAUCCUACCUCACAACGGCAAUCUCAAGUUGAACACCCUGAUUCUACCAGCGGACACAGAGUGCAGGAAGUUGAAAGAGGGGGAGAGAUACAUAGUCCUCUCCUCAGGAAAUGUAGAAGGUACUUCUCUUUGGCUGACCAAGCAAGAUUUCUUGGGAAACUACCAAACAAGAAUCAUUAACAGGUUACAUCUCAGAAGCUGUAUUUAAUCUUUAAAUUUUUUUUUCAAGACUACUAAGUAAACUGUACCAGUUGAAAAUAUUGUGUAUUUCUAUUAUCGAUUUGUUGUUUUUACCGAUGUAGCUCAUUUUGAGCCCAAAAUAUCAAGAAAGGAAGAUGCGAAAGAAUGAAAAAAAAAGAAAAAGAGAUUGGUUUUACUUUAGCAGUAAGGAAUCAUGAAUUUCAUGUGCUAGUAUGGAUUGAAGAGAAUUGUUAGGGUCAAGUAAGGUUGUUGAAUUCCGACUAUAUUUGCACAUUAAGCGAGAAAAAGGGUAUAAUAUUUAUGCCCUUUUUUUAUUUUAAUGUAAAUUGUAUGCCUCAAAGAGGUGUCUGUACAUACUGAAUAUAACUAUUUAUUUCAUUGUGUAAGUUCGUAUUUAAUAUUGGAUGUGAAUGGUCUACAUUAUUUCUUCUUAUGUUUGCAAUAUAUUUGUGUAAUAUGUUGACCUACAUGUACAUGUAUAUUGAUUGUCUAGCUACCAAGAAUUAAUUGAUACAAAUAUUAGAGAUGGCAACAAUUAUAUGCAUUGCCGAUAUGGUAUGUUAAUUACGAGGUCAUUAGGAGCAAGCAGAAAAUGCUGAUUUUGUUUGCAGGAUAGGCAACUAUGGGAUACAAUUUGUAUCAAAAUUGUAUUGACAUAUCUACUUCUUGAAUUCCUUUCACCAUAUGUUUUUUACUUGCUUUAUAAUGGUUAUGUUUAGCAUCCAUGAUGCUUUCCAUUUUAUAUUUUUCUGAUAAUUUUAAAUAUGGAUGUAUAUUUUUACUUUUUUCUUCAUCUACCGUCAUAAUUAUAUAUUUGAUUUUGUAGGGAAUAUUAUAUCUAUUAUUUCAAAACAGGACCAAAUCUUUAGUGAGUGAAUAUAUGAGAAUGGUCAAAACCUCAAAGCUUAAAUAUUAUCAUGAAUGUUGCUAAUCAAACAUUUUCCACUUCUUAGAAAUUAACAGUACCGAUAUACUUAUCAUUAGGAAACUAUCUGUCUAGAUCAAUAUUAGAAAUCUGAUUUCAACAAUUAUCUCCAGAAUGUGAGAGUGUAAUUAUGUAAAUGUAAUCUUCAAAUGUUUUGAACUUUUGAAUACAAUUAUUUAUUUUACUAUUUUGACAUUUUCAUUUUCUCAGAACUUUACAGUACUGUUAUCGUUAGGAAACUAUAUUUCUAGCUUGAUAUUAGAAAUCUGAUUUUUACAUCUAUCUCUAGAAUGCAAGAGUGGAAUUUUGUAAAUGUAAAUUUCAAGAGAUCUGACCCUCUUAUUCAAUGAAACGCUCAAUAAUGGAAUAAAGCACAAAAAUUGAAUGAAUAUCAGUUCACUGCAGAGUACAAGUACUAUUCAAAUGUUGUUAAUACAAAUAUUUCUUGUAGCUAUUCUUUCAUUAUAGAUAACAAUUGACGAGAUUCAUGUGUUGAGGAAUUGUAUAAUGAAAAAAAAUGUAUUAAAAAUAAGAAAGCUUUGUCAAGUUUUGUAUAGAGUACUAGAAAUAACUAAAAGGAAAGAAUAAUUUUCUAGGAUUAAUGGCUGUUAGAAGCAUUGGCGGUGGAAGCCAAAAAAUUUAGGGGGGUCCACCUGAAAUUUUGUGAUGGUCACAGGUGAAAAAAAUUGACAAGCAAAAAAAAAAUCAACCUCAAAUUCAAGGGGCGACCUGUCCCACCCCCGCUUCCCCCGCCUAUGUUUAGAAGCAGUUUUUUUUUAUUCUGUACAUGUGUGAUAGAGUUUAAUGUGCUGUAGGAAUAAUGUAUGAAAUUUACCAAUAGUCCAGGAAUACAAAAGAUAGUGACAUUUGUGAAUUAAACUUUGCUAUACUAAGUAAUUUUUUUUUUUAAUGUAAGUGUAUCAUGUAAUGAAAUGGAAGAUAAUGUUCCAUGUAGGCCAUUUUAUGUAGAUUAAAUGUUGAAUAAUCACGGCCCAGUAGCAUUUACUGGAUAAAGCUCAUCAUUGAUGCUAAAGUAUUUUGCAUUUUCCUUGCCAAUUAGGGCCAAGGUGAGUGUUACAUAAAGCUGUUCAUAAGUGUAGAGAGACUUUAAGAACGACUGGUGAACCUUUCUUGUGGUAAAUGAUAUUGACCAUUACUCGUUGGUAUUUAGCACGUACUGAAGGCUCACCAGUCGUUCUUAAAAGUCGCUCUUAACUUUCAAACACCUUUGUGAAAUGGUCCCCUGUACCAUAAAACUUAGCUAUUGAUAGUAGGGUUGGUUUUUACGAUUGAUUUCAUUGAUUAUUGUGUAUGAUCAAUCAUAAAAAACAGCCCUACAAUCAAUCGCUGAGCUUAACAUUGCAGGGCCCUGAAUGCAUUUUAUAAUGUCUACUUAUUUUUGAAAUAUCAUUGACCUUGCAUGAGCUGGUAAGCUGACACUAGUCAGGUAUUGUAACAAGAUAACUUUCAUCUUUGGCUCUUUUACUCUGUAACCCAUUUAAAUGUGAUUUUGUUCAAAUUGAAGCUUAACCCCUUGCCUCUUGGAAAUGUUUGAUCCCUGUAUGAAACCUAUGGGAAUCAGAGGAUCUAGUAGUCAGUGGGUCAAUUCCUUGGUUCCCACGGUUUGCCAUUGGUGAGGUUGACUGCAAAGAUAUUCUAUGAGAGCAGGUGUUAAUAUACCUUGUUUCCUGAAUAUGUAAUUAUUAAGAUAGAUUUGUCAUUGAUAAGGUAUAGUUAAAGAUGUCCUAUGCAGUAUUAUCAAGAUAUCCUACGAAGUAUGAUUAUUAAGAUAUCCUAUAAAAUAUGAUUAUUAAGAUACCCUAUGAAGACAACCUUCCUUGUUUCCCUGAAUAUGUCAUAUUGAAGUUAUUGCCUUUUUCCAAUCAUCACCUUUGAUCCUGUGUAUUCAAAGUAUUAAUAUGCUCAAUGCCAGAAAGCCACUUUGAUGAAAAUGUACUUAAGUUCAACAUAAUUGCACCUGAACUUUAAUGAUUAGAUU